Molecule: messenger RNA, 1651 nt
Organism: Cokeromyces recurvatus
Lineage: Eukaryota; Fungi; Mucoromycota; Mucoromycetes; Mucorales; Mucoraceae
Exons: 4
Coding region: 39-1538 (499 amino acids)
Source: RefSeq, a predicted model, not a curated record
UUCUUUUUUUCUUUUUUUUCUUUUUUCUCUGUAUCAUUAUGAAAUAUUUAUUAUUACUAUUAUUAUUAAUAAGCCCAAUAUGUGCUAUUAAAGUACCAAAUCCAAUAUUUUGGGAACGUAGCUUUACAAUGAACAUAACUAACGAUAAUAGUAUUGGCACUCUAAUUCCUUCUACUUCCAAUAUGGUAACAUGUCAAGAUUUUCAGGGAAUUCAUCUUGACAUUAACUCUAGGAAUGCACCUGAUAGAAUUGUAUUCAAUUUUGAAGAGAGUUGCCAAUCUUCUAAUAUGUCUAUAAAUACUAUUCAACAAAUAAAUGCUUAUGGUAUAGAAGCACCAGCAAUUAAAAAUGCUCAAAAGAUAGCACUUGUUAAGAGAGGAAAUUGUAAAUGGAGUGAAAAGAUAUCAGUCGUAAAUCAUUUAGCAUUAUCUAACAAUAUCAGUAUAACAGCGGUUUUUAUUUAUGACAAUAUUACUUACGGAGAUAAUAUUACUAUCAGUAGAAUCCCAGUUACUGGUUCUGGAAGUUUAAGUCCUCCUACAUAUCCUACACCACUUCCUGCUGAUAGAUCUGUAUUGAACAUGUCUGAUAAUGACUUGGAAUUUUCAGGUCCCUCGACUACGGCUGUUUAUUUUAUCCCCUUUAUCUAUGGGAAUAGAUUUGUUGAACGAAUUAAACAAAGCUAUAAUGCUAGUAAUCCUACAAUGAGACAAUAUUGGUUACUGACUCCAUAUUUGGAAGAAGUUUCUUGGGGUUAUUCAAGUGCUGAUAAUUUCUUUGCUACUGGUCGAGGUUAUCUAUCUUACAUUAUUGCCUUAGCAGCAGUUUUCCUGAUUGCCGUGAUAUUCUUUAGAUGGUGGAAAAUUCGUCGUAUGAGAGCAGAUUAUCCAAAUGGAAUGAAUGGAACAGCCAAUAAUAAUGGAUUUCAUAUGCAACAAAGAGUAAAUCAUCUUGAUCCUUUACCAGUAGAGAUUGUAAAUUCUUUACCUAUCGAUACAUAUUCUCCUGAUUUAAUCAAAAAUGUGAACUGUGCAAUUUGUCUCGAAGAUUUUGUUCCUGGUAAAAAUGACAUACGUAUUUUACCUUGUGGACAUGGAUUUUGUGUGUUGUGUAUAGAUCCAUGGCUUACACAAAAAUCAACAAUGUGCCCAAUUUGUAAAUGGGAUUGUUUACCAACUGAAAUGCGCAAAGAAAGGAAUCUCCAACAGCAACAAAAUAAUAGUGAUAAUGCUGUUAGUAUAGACAUGACUAUACCAGGGCCUUCAACAACACUAUCGACGACUAAUAACCAUGUUCAAAAUCACACUGAUAAUAGUAAUGCAAGUAACAAUACUACUACUAUAUCACCACCAAUUUCUUCUCCUGAUCAUUCUCACGACAUUAAUAUAUCAAUAGUAACAAAUACAGAUGAAAAUUACAUUCAAAAUUCAUCUAGUCAAACAAAACUUCCUUUUGAAAAGAGCACUUAUGCAGGUAACAAUACUGCUCCUGAAUCGUCAUCUUCCUCAUCAAUACCAAAGGAUGCAACAAAAGAUUAAAAUUCAUCUUGUGUAUAUAAUUUUAUUCAAGAGGGAUAUUUAUAUGUAUCUCCUUUUCCCUAUUAUGUAAUACUAUUUCUUUAUUUCUAUUAUAUCCUUAUAUAAUCAUUUAC